Messenger RNA from Andrographis paniculata, 857 nucleotides. RefSeq lists its product as uncharacterized. The record is from RefSeq and is a predicted model, not a curated record. NCBI's taxonomy places the organism in Eukaryota, Viridiplantae, Streptophyta, Magnoliopsida, Lamiales, Acanthaceae. The transcript has 3 exons. Gene Ontology annotation, biological process: developmental process. The coding region runs from base 257 to 529 and encodes 90 amino acids.
GUGCAGUUUUACGCUUUCAAUUUUUAUAUUAGUAGAGUAUUAUUGUUAUUUCUGCUGUCAAUUGUGAUUUUUCUUCUUUUUCUUCUUCCUCGUUGUAGUCUGUGCUGUUCGUUGUUGGUGCCCUAGAUUGGACGGCUGGGAUUGAUUGAUGAUCGAUCGAGUGGUGUGAGGAGUUUCAAAGGUGCAGGGAAGAUACCAUACUUACCUCUCUCUCUCUCUCUCUCUCUCAAUAUAUAUAGAUAUAAGAUAGAAGAUCAUGGGAUCGGAAUCUGCUUCUUCGUCGUCGUCUUCGUCUUCUUCAGCUCAGUAUAUACAUAUGGUGCAGCACCUGAUAGAAGAGUGCAUAGUGUUCAAGAUGAGCAAAGAGGAGUGCAUGGAAGCCCUUUCCAAACAUGCAAAUAUCACCCCAGUCAUUACAUCUACAGUGUGGAAGGAGCUGGAGAAAGAGAACAAGGAGUUCUUCGAGGCCUACGCAAAGAAGAUAUCAUCAUCUUCAUCAACAACGCAGAUAACUAAAAGUGCAGAAUAAUUCGAUUAGAUUAUAUAUAUAUAUAUAUUAAUUAAAAAAAUAUCUGAUCGAUCGAUUGAUCAAGCAGUAGGAGUAUGACUGUAUGAGUGUGAGUAUGCAGCAGCUGUGAUCUGAUGUUAAAUAAAUAAAUAAUAUAUAUAUAUAUAUAUAUAUGACGAUGGAGGUAGGUGGUUGGGCAAUUAGGACAGCGAUGUAUGAGAAUGGAUACAGCAGUACCCAACACCCGUCGCUAUCGUCGCCUAUAUAGGCUCUUAUAUAUAAUCAUUUAAUACUACCUCUGUCUAUUAUUAAUUCAUAUAAAUUGGUGAAUAAAUAAAUAUAUUAAUUA